AUGAGUGAUCCAGUCAUCGACUCUUGCAAGGGUAACAAUUCCAGGACUAUGGAGUUCGGUCAGAAGAAGCCCCCGCAGAGGCUACAUAAUAAUAGUGUUUGUGGACAAAAGACUGUGGAAAGAGAUUGUGGAACAUCAGAAAGUGCUCCUGUCAUUUCACAAGUCAGAACAAUACAAAUCCCCAAGUCUAUGAAGGAUGCAGCCUUUCUUAAGCACCCAGAUCUAACUCUGGGUCAGAAACGGUACUUAUGCAGCAUUGCCAAAAUCUACAGCACCAGGAACAUGAGAGCCAUACUUGAACAUCAGCUGCAGUCACAGAUAAGAUGUGGUCACAAAAGAACUAUUGUGAAACCAAAAGUAAAUCAUGCACUGCUGAAAAAGAAGAUAACAUUUCUGGAAUGGAAGAACCAGUCAUAG
Staurois parvus is the source of this 417-nucleotide messenger RNA. NCBI's taxonomy places the organism in Eukaryota, Metazoa, Chordata, Amphibia, Anura, Ranidae. The record is from the annotation of a GenBank genome assembly.